AUGGUGGUUGACAAUGGUGGUGGUGGUGGUGGAGUGGGGGUGGGGGUUGUGGUGGGAUGGGGUGGGGUGGUGGGAUGGAGAGUUGGUGGUGGGGUGAAGAGGUGGGUGGAAGGGUGGGGUGGUGGGAUGGAGAGUCAAGAGAGUGCAUAUCAACUGUUUGAUAAUAUGCUGCUAAGAAAUUUCAAGCUGAAAAGCCACUAUAGCUUCUCCAGAGCAACUACUUUACCUGACCAAAUCACUUCACAAUUCCACAAAAGAUGCUGCCACACAACUCUGUCCAGUUCUCCUUCAAGCUGCAAUAAGAUAAUUGGAUUGCCAUCAAGUCAAGAGAGUGCACACGAACUGUUUGAUAAUAUGUUACUAAGAAAUUUCAAGCCGAAAAUCCACUAUAGCUUCGGUAUCCUCUCCAGAGUAACUACUUUACCGAACCAAAUCACUUCACAAUUCCACAAAAGCUUCAGUAGAACUCUCUUUGGAUUUUCAUCAAGUAAUUCUACAAAUAUUGGAUCAAAACAUGGCCAAUGUGUGUCUCUCUCAUAUCCUUCAUUCGUUCAAAACGUUGCCAAAUAUUGCACUUUGUUAGGUCAAGAGAAGCCAAAUGAACUGAUAAAUAAUGUUAAUGCUGCUACUACUAAUAGUGAUAAACAUUGCAAUGGAGACAGGCCAGAUGAACAGUUAGAUAAUCCGAGCACUUUGUUAGGUCAAGAGAGAUCAGAUGAACUGUUAGAUAAAGUUAAUGCUGCUACCAAUAGUGUUAGAGGCAAUGGAGAGAUGGUUGAUUUUACAAAUAUUCAUAUUAACAAGCUCCCAACGGUUCUAAUAAUGGGACGACCUAACGUAGGGAAAUCAGCAUUGUUUAAUCGUUUGAUACGAAGGAGGGAGGCACUUGUAUACAACACUCCUACUGAUCAUGUUACUCGAGAUAUACGAGAAGGUGUUGCUAAAUUGGGAAAUUUGAGGUUUAAGGUAUUGGAUUCUGCUGGUAUAGAAGCAGAAGCUUCUUCGGGUUCUGUUCUUAGUAGAACUGCGGAAAUGACGGGAAAUGUGCUGUCAAAAACUCAAUUUGCACUCUUGUUGGUUGAUGCAAGAGAUGGAGUGCAGCCUAUGGAUUUGGAUGUUGGAAAAUGGUUGAGGAAGAAUGCACCGGGAAUGAAGACUAUUGUGGUGAUGAAUAAAGCUGAAUCGCUCGAUGACUGUGAUGGUACUCUUGCAGCUGCUGCUGGUGAGGCUUAUAAUUUAGGAUUUGGCGAUCCCAUUGCUUUAUCUGCUGAGACUGGAUUCGGUAUGGCUGAACUUCAUGAAACUCUUAGACCAUUACUUGAAGAAUAUGUGCUCCAAAACAACUUAUGUGAUGAUGAGAUCCAGGAGAAUGAUGAGAAUGACUCCUCUGAGGAUAUGGAGUGUAAAUUGCCAUUGCAGUUGGCAAUUGUUGGGCGGCCCAAUGUUGGAAAGUCAACCUUGUUGAACACAAUCUUGCAAGAAGAUCGUGUUUUGGUUGGCCCUGAGGCUGGUUUGACUAGAGAUUCCAUCCGCGCUGAAUUUGAGUACGAAGGAAGAACUGUUUAUUUGGUUGACACAGCAGGGUGGUUGGAGAGGACAAAACAGCAAGAGAAGGGACCUGCGUCUUUAAGUAUUAUGCAAUCAAGGAAACACCUUAUGAGAGCACAUGUAAUUGUUUUGGUCCUCGAUGCAGAAGAGAUUGCAAAAGAUAGGCGAAGCAUGAAGCAUGUUGAAGUAGUUAUAGCAAGGCGAGCGGUAGAGGAAGGACGUGGUCUGGUUGUGAUUGUAAAUAAGAUGGAUCUUCUAAGAGGGAAAGAAAAUUCCAAAUAUUACAAGAGCGUAAUUGAAGCUGUGCCUCAAGAAAUUCAGACAGUUAUUCCCCAGGUCACAGGGAUACCUGUUGUAUUUGUUUCAGCUCUAGAAGGAAAGAGUCAGAUAGCUGUCAUGAAUCAGGUCGUCGAAACAUAUGAAAAGUGGUGUUUGAGAUUGUCAACAGCUCGUCUUAACCGUUGGCUACUCAAGGUCAUGAGCAGACAUUCUUGGAAAGACCAGGCAGCUCAACCGAAGAUCAAGUAUUUCACUCAGGUGAAAGCUAGACCUCCAACUUUUAUUGCAUUUAUGAGCGGAAAAACCAAGCUCUCAGAUACAGAUCUGAGGUUCCUAACUAGAUCUUUGAAGGAAGACUUUGACUUGGGUGGGAUACCAGUCCGGAUAUUGCAACGAACUGUUGAAAAAAAUGAUAGAACUAAAACCAGCAGCAAGAACAAGCAAUCAGCUAAUAGAACGAUCGAAAGGGCUGUUUCUGACAAAAGAACAAUCCAUGCUGGAGACCUAAGUUGCUCGGACUCCAGUGGAGACCAGCUGGACGAAUUUGGGGUCUCUAAUUAAACAUAUGUGGAGUGCAAUGGGUUAUGCCUUAUAGUAUAAGAGAUCUAUUAGAAAGCUGCCAAAGUCAGAAAGUGGGCAAAAGAAAGAAGAAACUCUGGAAAAUGAUCCCCGUUUGCAUUAUGUGGACCAUUUGGUUGGAAAGGAAUAGAAGAUGCUUUGAAGGCAAAAGUUCUCAUAUUUCUGUUGUGAAGAAUAGAUGUCUGCCCAAAUUUACAUCUUUGGGUGUAAGGAAAGUAUAGUAAGAAACUUAGUAAGAAACUUAUUUCAGUAUCUGGAGAUUUUGGAUAUGCUGAGUUGAUUGUAACAGCUAUCCCAGAUUUCUUAGCUUGUACUUUAUGUACCUUCUUGGUACAUUUUUCAAUAAAAUUAACCUGUCUUAUCAAAAAAAAACAGCAGCACCACUUGAAUUAUCCACUUUGGGUUGGGUGCCCUUGUAAAUUCCCUCCGCCAUUGUCUCAAUUCUUUUCUCCAUUUUAUCCUAUCUUAGACUAUAAUCGUCUUUAUUUUAUGCUUAGGUGAAUAUGUCAAGGAAGUUAAGUUUCCCUUUUUAUUUGAAAAAGGUUUUUCCAGUGGCCAACCGAAGGUUUUGUGCCACACUUUUAUAACGACUUUAAUGUUAAGCAUCGUGGUCCAGAACUAAGAUUAACUCUUUUGGCCAGGAACUAAGGCUUAGAAUGAGCAUAACUUUCGGCAAAUUCUGAAAGAGAUGAAAGAAAUAAGCUAACCUGCUUAUAACUGGUUGUUGUAUGACCGCAAAGAAUCACUUUGGAGUUGGGCAAGGCAUAAAUUUGACGAACAUGUAAAAAGUGAUGAUGCUACAAAUAACAUGACUGAGUCUUUCAGUGCUUUUGUGGUAAAAGUUAGAGAGAAACCAGUUCUAACUUUAUUGGAAUGGUUUAGAAGAAAAACUAUGACUAGAUUUCAACAAAGAUAUGAAAAAGCUUUUGCUUUGGACACUCUGAUUCCACCAAAAGAGAGAAAGAGUUACUCAAAAUCAGGAGGGAAGAAAGUUGAUUUGUUUCAGGACUAAUGAAUACUUGUUUGAAGUGCAAUUCUUGAAAAAUUAUGUGGUGGAUUUGAAGAAAGUGUCAUAUCAAUGCAGAGAAUGGCAAAUAAUUGGAGUGUCGUGCCGACAUGCUAUAUGCUGCAUGACUCAUAUUACAUAGGAUCCUACCAAAUUUGUUCAUCUUCUACUCACUAAAGAAUUCUAUGUGAAGACUUAUUCUAGAAAAAUCAAUCCAGUACCGGACGAG
Lycium ferocissimum is the source of this 3641-nucleotide messenger RNA. RefSeq lists its product as uncharacterized. The transcript has 4 exons. The coding region runs from base 1 to 2388 and encodes 795 amino acids. Lineage: Eukaryota; Viridiplantae; Streptophyta; Magnoliopsida; Solanales; Solanaceae. Gene Ontology annotation, molecular function: GTP binding. The record is from RefSeq and is a predicted model, not a curated record.